Molecule: messenger RNA, 2968 nt
Organism: Lutzomyia longipalpis
Lineage: Eukaryota; Metazoa; Arthropoda; Insecta; Diptera; Psychodidae
Product: facilitated trehalose transporter Tret1-like
Exons: 8
Coding region: 100-2910 (936 amino acids)
Biological process (GO): transmembrane transport; carbohydrate transport
Cellular component (GO): membrane
Molecular function (GO): sugar transmembrane transporter activity
Source: RefSeq, a predicted model, not a curated record
UGUUGAGGUAGAUGGUCUGGUCAGUUGAUAUUUGCCAUUCACCAGUGAAGGAGUGCCAUAAACUUUUAGUAGGAUUUAUAUUAGAAUUAAGACUGAACUAUGGGAGCUUUAGUUAAUCAAUUCUUUGCAGCAAUUUGCGCUAAUAUCGCAUCAUUAGUUUAUGGUUUGGCAGUAGGAUGGGUUUCACCGACCCUUCCUCAUCUUCUGGGCAAUAAUAGCCCACUAUCAAGUGGGUCAAUAACAACAGAAGAAGCCUCUUGGAUUAGUUCCCUCCUCUAUAUUGGUGGCUCAGUGGGAACCCUAAUUUUUGGAUGGCUCGCAGACAAAAUAGGAAGGAAGUGGGCCCUAUAUAUUGGCACAAUACCCCACAUUAUAGCAUUCCUCCUUAUCAUGUUCGCACAAAAUGUUAUCUAUCUGUAUGUAUCGCGAUUCUUGAGCGGAAUCGCUGGUGGUGCUCUUUUUUGUGUCUUACCAAUCUACGUAUCGGAAAUCUCUGAAAAUAGAAUACGCGGCGUUCUGGGCUUCUUUGUGGGCAAUCUCGUUAACCUUGGCAUCCUCAUUGGGUACAUCGUUGGAACUUUUGUUCACUUCACCGAAUACCCGUAUAUUGUUCUCGGGUUUCUUGGCAUAUUUGUUGUUGUAUUUGGGCUCCUUCCAGAAACACCACAAUACCUCUUGAUGAAGAAUAAAGUCGAAGCGGCGGAAGAUUCCCUAAAAUUCUUCCGAGGCUUCCAAGGAAAGCAGAAAGAUUACGUGGAUGAAGCAUUCAAAGAGGAAUUUGCACGCCUUCAGAAUUCAAGUGGCAAAAUUUCCGAUGCGACUCCACUUUCAUGGGAAGAUUUCAAGCCUUUGAGUACUCGCAAAGGACUCAUAAUAAGCUUCGCCCUACUCUGUGGAAGGAAUUUCUGUGGCCUCUUCCCAUUAAUCACCUUCACUGGAAUGGUAUUUGAGGAAGCAGGUUCAUCACUUUCCCCGAAUAUCUCUGCAAUAAUUGCCGGUGUGAUUAUGUGUGGAGGAGGUCUCUCCUCGACCUUCCUCAUCGAUAGAGCUGGAAGAAAAAUUCUGCUUCUCAUAUCCUCCGCGGGAACGGGAGUCUUCCUCUUCGCACUGGGGGUGCACUUCUUCCUGAAGGAGCAUGGAGUUGAUAUGACACCCCAUGGAUGGCUGCCUAUGGUUUCCUUCUCAGCAGCAAUCUUCAUUGGAAGUUGGGGUCUCCUCGUUAUCCCCUUCUUCGUCAUGGCUGAGAUUCUUCCCACAAAAGUUCGUAGCUUCUCAGCUACGGUUUUCAUGAUUAUCCAGUGGCCUAUAACUUUCCUCCUUGUCAAGUAUUUCAUUAUCAUUGGCUACGAUUAUGGGUGGCAUACCUGCAUAUGGUUCUUUGCAGCAUGCUGCGUUCUCCAGGUUGCUUUUAUCAUAUUCAUGCAGCCAGAGACAAAAGGAAAGAGUACAGAGGAGAUAAUCGAGAUAUUGUCCAAGAAGAAACCAAUCACAAUGCCGUCGAGAGUUUACCAAUACUUAGCCACAUUCAGCGGAAAUAUCGCCGCGAUUGCCUUUGGAAUCGUACUCGGUUGGGUAUCGCCCAUAGUUCCGGUUCUCCUGACAUCAGAAUCAGAUCUACCAUCUGGUCCAAUAACUAAGGAUGAGGCUUCGUGGAUUAAUUCACUCGGAUGCUUAGGUGGGAUAAUUGGAAAUGUGAUUUUUGGCGUUUUGGUUGAUAGAAUCGGAAGGAAGUGGUCAGUGUUGGCCUUGGUGCUUCCUCUGUCUCUAUCCUUUAUCUUAAUCCUACUGGCUCAGGAUGCAAACUACCUCAUUGCUUCGAGGAUUAUUGGCGGAAUUGCAGGAGGUGGACUCUUUAUGGCGCUACCGAUUUAUAUCAAUGAAAUUAGUGAAGAUAAAGUUCGAGGUCGUCUAGGAGCUGCUCUGAUUGUCUCAGACAAUACCGGCAUUCUCAUUAGUUAUGUACUAGGAACCUACAUGACCAUUUCAACAUUCCCCUAUGUUGUCCUAGCUCUCAUUGCUGUGUUCGCGGGGACAUUCCUUUUCUUUCCGGAAACUCCUUACUAUCUACUUCUCAAGAAUCGCAUAGUUGAGGCCAAGAAAUCCCAAAUGUUCUUCCGUGGUGUGAAGCCCACGUCUAAAAGUGACUCAUUGGAGGUGCUGGACAUCGAAUUCGAGAAGAUGCGGAGUGUCGUUAAGGGAACAAAUAAAAAAGAUUCCAUAACAAUUCAGGAUUUAACGUCUAAGACAACGAUGCGCGCGGUUCUUAUCAGUCUGGUGCUGCUGAUGGGGACGGACCUUUCCGGUGUCUUUGCAAUUGUAACGUAUACAACGAGCAUUUUUCAAGAAGCCGGCUCUGAUCUCAGCCCAAAUGUGUCUGCCAUUAUUGUUGCGGCCAUUCAGGUGAUUGGAUCCAUCAUAUCAUCCUGGCUUGUGGAUCGCGCCGGAAGGAAGGUACUUCUUAUUGUUUCUGCAACCGGGACAGCCCUUUGCAAUACUGCCCUAGGCGGUCAUUUAUUCCUGAAAGCUUCAGGUGUUGAUAUGUCGUCGUAUGGAUGGUUACCCCUGGCAGCCCUCUCUGGGGCCGUCUUUAUUGCCAACAUUGGGGUCAACAAUCUUCCCUUUUUCAUCUUUGCCGAAUUUCUUCCGCCAAAAAUUCUCGGCUUCCUCGCCACGGGCUUCCUACUCAUCUCGUGGAUGAUUGCCUUCCUUGUGAUCUUGUACUAUACAUAUGUCGUCGAAGCUUUCGGCAUCUAUACAUGCUAUUGGUUUUUCGCCGCGUUCUGCUUCUUUGAGGCGCUUUUUGUGCUUUUCGUCGUGCCCGAGACAAAAGGCAAAAGCUUUGAAGCUAUCCAAGAAGCUCUCGCGGGUAAAAGACGCAAACCCACACCCACAGUGUAUACCAUAAAUUAAUUUUUUUCGCGUAGUCCGCGUAUACUAUGUCUAAGAAAAUAAAUUAUUUUCUUAAUCA